CGGGGGGAAAGCAGGUUUUAGGAGAAAGUAGGGGCGCGCCAAGGGGCACAGGGGCGCGGGUGGCUCUGCGGGGCUGCAGUGCCCGUGCGUUUUUAUCAGAGCAAAUACGGUCUCUGCCACGUGCAAGCCCGACUUGGAUCCCUGCAAUGGCUAAUGAAGCCAACCCCUGCCCAUGUGAUAUUGGCCACAAGAUGGAAUAUGGAGGCCUGGGGCACGAGGUCCAGAUCGAGCACAUGAGGGCAUACGUCAGCAAGCCUCCCGUCAACACCGGCAGAGCCGUGAUUGUCAUCCAGGACAUAUUUGGCUGGCAGCUGCCAAACACCAGAUACAUGGCUGACAUGAUUGCGGCGAACGGAUACACCACCAUCCUCCCAGACUUCUUCGUUGGGCGAGAGCCGUGGUGUCCCUCCAGUGACUGGGCCACCUUCUCAGAGUGGCUGAAGACAAGAAACGCCCAGAAGGUCGACAGAGAGGUGGAUGCAGCCCUCAAGUACCUGAAGCUGCAGUGUGGCGCCCAGAAGUUCGGCAUCGUGGGGUUCUGCUGGGGCGGUGUGGCCGUCCACCACUUGAUGGCGACGCGCUCGGAGUUCAGGGCUGGGGUGUCCAUCUAUGGCAUCGUUAAGGACUCCGAGGACGUGUACAAUUUGAAGAACCCGACGCUGUUUAUUUUUGCUGAAAACGAUGCGGUGAUUUCUCUUGACGAAGUGUCUCUGCUGACCCAGAGGUUGAAAGACCACUGCAAGGUUGAGUACCAAAUUAAAACAUUUUCUGGGCAAACGCACGGGUUCGUGCACCGAAAGCGAGAAGACUUCACCCCGGCAGACAAGCCCUACAUCGAGGAGGCAAGAAGGAACCUCGUGGAGUGGCUCAGCAAGUACGUGUAGCUGUGACACAGCGUCAGCUUUCUCGAGAUAGCUUUACCCAGGAAUGUGCUGGAAAAUACGCAGAUUCUUCCAUUUUCCCUUUACAUAAAAUGUAUCAAGAAAUCUUAAAAUGAUUUAAUCUGAAACCUGAACUCACUAGGUUAAUGUAUGGAAUCAUUGCACUUGGCUUUUAACACGUACACACAAUAAAAAUGAAUGAAA
Messenger RNA from Trichechus manatus latirostris (Florida manatee), 1085 nucleotides. It is a transcript of the gene CMBL, whose product is annotated as carboxymethylenebutenolidase homolog. Gene Ontology annotation, molecular function: hydrolase activity. NCBI's taxonomy places the organism in Eukaryota, Metazoa, Chordata, Mammalia, Sirenia, Trichechidae. Bases 147 to 884 code for a protein of 245 amino acids. The record is from RefSeq and is a predicted model, not a curated record. The transcript has 6 exons.